UGAACAGCCAUUUUUUUGUAAAACACAAACAAGACGAGACAGAAAAACGGCGAGCGUUGUAAAAUAAGGAAAAGUAAAUAUUCAGUUCGUUAUCGUGUUUGUAGAAGAUAGCUGCAGAAAUUAUAUAUAUUUAAGUCGAAUUUGUCUGUUACUGCGAUGCACGCGCGUGCAAAAGGAAUAAAGUCGUAGAUAAGUUUACGUAAAGGUAUUAGCUGGCUGGCUAGCCUGCUGCCGCUUGCUUGCCUGCUUGCUAGCUAGCUAGCUAUCAGGCUCCCAUUUUGUUCAUCUUGCAGAAGAAAAAAGGUCAGACGAGAGACGAGACGAGACAGAAAGAGAGAAACGUCCGGCGAUAGUGACCGCACGAAACACACCUCAACUGCCCUGAAACACUCGCUCAUAUCCAUGUUCACUCACAGUGUGUGUGUGUGAAAUACAAAUCGCUUAUUUUUUCUACGUUAACUCUUUUUUUUUUUUUCCUUUGAGCUCUUAUAUUCAGUGUUUGGCAGCUAUCAGUUCACUGAUAUAGAGCUCUGAGAAGCAACACACACACACACACACACACACACGGCAUCGUACAGCAACACUGCUCCUGCUGUCUCGCUCGCCCUGGUAAGAGCAGAACCUUUGAGCCCUGAGGACGAGGAGAACAUGACUGCUGAGACACUUAACUUCGGUCCAGAAUGGCUCCGUGCACUAUCCAGAGGAGGGAGCGUCACGUCCCCUCCUCCUUCCCCAGCAAUGCCAAAGUCCAAGCUGGCCGAGUACCGCUACGGCCGCGAGGAGAUGUUAGCACUUUAUGUCAAAGAUAACAAGGUCCCCGAGGACAUGCAGGAUAAGGAGUUUGCUGCCAUCCUGCAGGACGAGCCGCAGCAGCCCCUGGCUCUGGUGCCUCUGACCGAGGAGGAGCAGAGGAACUUCUCCAUGUCGGUGAACAGCGUGGCCGUGCUGAGGCUCAUGGGCAAAGGGGGCGGGGCUGCCCCAGUGGGCGUGUCCCGAAGCCGAGGGAGCGCUAGAGGAGGACGAGGGAGGGGAAGAGGAGAAGGAGGGUUCUACCAAAGAGGAGUGGACGAGGAGGUGGGAUUCGGACGCAGCCGAGAGGUGCACCGCAGCCAAAGCUGGGACGACAGAGGCGAGCGUCGUUUUGAGAAGCCGCUGAGGAGAGAGGGAGGACGCGGAGGGUUAGAGGACGGAGGGAUGGGACGGAAGGAUUACAAUCGCUCCGACAGCGAUAACUGGCGCAUUCUCCGCGAGGAGCAGGACGAGGAAGAGGGAGGAGGAGGAGGAGGAGGAGGAGACGCAGGCGGGAGCUGGAGAGUGGCCGGGACACGCCGUGAUGACGGAGGCCCGCGCUCGGCCGGAUGGAGAGACCACGGAGACGGACGCCGCAGAAAGUUCGAGUUCGAGUUCCGGGAAGGCGACGCGGUCCGACGGAGGGCAGGGAGCGAGGGAGGAGAAGAGGAGAGGGACGGGCUGCCGGAGUGGUGCACCGACGAAGAGGAGGGAGAGAUGGGCACCUUCGAUUCGUCCGGAGCGUUCAUGUGCGUCAAGAAGACGUCGAGAGACGCGAUCCCUGAAGACCAGGAGCUGGAGUUCGAGGCUCUGGAGGAGGAAGACGAGGCCGAGCGGGAGAAGAAGGACGGCUCUGCUGAGAGAGCGGAGGACACCGAAGCGUCCGGAGCGUCUGAUGGUGGAGAGAUAAAAACUACUACUUCUUCUUCUUCUUCCUCUUCUCCUCCUUCUGCCUCCGUUUCUGUCUCUGCUCUCGGCUUAGAACAGGAAACACACCUACCUUCUGUUGCUCCGCCCACAAAGUUCAGCCUCCAGAUUAAUGAAGACGCAGCUCCAGUAGGGGGCAGCACUCAGCCGCCUCAGAGCUCUCCUCCCGCUGGGACUUCGUCUCCUCCCGUCACCGCCGCUGACGUCCUGCCACCCGCAGGCGACGCCGAGGAGGAGGACGGCAUGACGCACAUGCAGCAGGAGGCGGAGAAGAUGGUGGCGUCUCUUCAGGACACGUCUCUGGAGGAGGAACGUUUCACACAGGCGCUGCAGGAGAGCCACGGAGCUGCUGUUACUCGCACACACACUCACCCCACCGCACACACACACUCCCACCCCAACACACACACCCUGCCUCACUCCGCCGGCGCGCUGCCGCUCACUCACGAGUCGGCCAUGAAGUGGUUCUACAAAGACCCUCAAGGAGAGAUCCAAGGCCCGUUCAGCCCAGUGGAGAUGUGCGAGUGGUUCCAGGCCGGUUAUUUCACGAUGACCCUGCUGGUGAAGAGAGGCUGUGACGAGGGCUUCCAGCCGCUGGGGGACGUCAUAAAGAUGUGGGGACGCGUGCCUUUCUCUCCCGGACCCUCACCUCCUCCUCUACUGGGUAACAUGGACCAGGAGAUGUUGAAGAAGCAGUUGGAGCAGGCAGCCACCGCAGCUCUCUACCAGCAGCUCCAAAUGAGAUUCCAACACAUCAACAGGUGUGGUGAGACAGGAAUGAUGCCUGCUAUGAACCGGUCUGUGCCAGAAGCCUGGGACAUUCAUACCUCAUCCUCACAGACACCAGGUAGAGUUCACACUGCUUUAUACACACACACACACUACACACAUAUACAUUACACACACACACACUACACACAUAUACAUUACACACACACACACACACACACUACAUACAGGAGAGAGGAGGAGGAACUGUACAGGCGCAAACGUGAGCAGCAGUGUCGUCAGCAGGAGCUCCUCAUGAAGCUGCUCCAGCAGAGUCAGCAGCAGCAGCAGCAGCAGCGGGAGGUGCAGGGAGGUGCAGGCUGGAGCUCGGCCCAGGCAGGGACGCUCUCUCUGGGUAAAGCUCAGGGGAAGAACCUCGGUCUGCUGGAGCAGCAACAGCAGAGAGCUCAGCAGCAGCAGCAGAGGCUGGCGAUGGGGCAGUGGAGUGACGGAUCAGUGGGAAUGUGGACAGGAAUGGAGGGGAAGCUCAGCGGCACCAGUGGUGGCAGCAGUAUGGGCAUCUGGGACGAGGCGGUUAAAAACCAGGUCAAUCAUCGUAACAUGGGCAUGAAGAACAGCAUGAGUAACCCCUCAUUCAGUAGUAGUGAGCAGUACGUGCUGAACCGUCGGAAGCGGACGGAGGAAGAGGAGCGGCUGCUGAAGCUGUUACAGGGCAUGAAGCCUCAGCAGGAUGGAUUCACCACAUGGUGUGAACAAAUGCUGCACGCUCUCAACACCUCGGCCAACAACUCGUCCUCCUCUGUGGAUGUGGCCACCAUCGUGGCGUAUCUAAAGGAGGUGGAGUCGCCGUACGAGGUUCACGACUUUAUCCGCUCGUACCUGGGCGACACGGUCGAAGCCAAAGAGUUCGCCAAGCAGUUCCUGGAGCGCCGUGCCAAGCAGAAAGCCAACCAGCAGCGACAGCAGCAGCAGCUGUGUAAGGAGAUCGCGGGACUGAACAUGAACUUCCCCUUACAGUCUGUGUUCCAGUCGAGCCACAUGAGUAAAAGUGGCAGCAUGUACGACAGCCAGGGCGGGAAAAUGAAGAAGAAACCCAGCAUGAUGCUCCACUCUGAUCCCAGCAUCCUCGGUUACUCAUUUUUGGGCUCGAGCGAGCGGAUGAUGCUGGGAGAGAUGGAGGCGGUGGAGGAUUACUGAUCCAGCAGAACCUUACUUAAGUCUACCUGAGGCCUUAACCUGGAGCAAACUAGCAGACGAAUGUGCACUGCUCUCUCGCUCACUCCCUCUCUCACCCACUCUCUCGUUACGUCUCUCGUCCAGACGAGGACGGAGAGUGGAUCAGAGGUACGGUGUGUGGAGGGAGCUCUCACACCUCUUUGUCUAAGCACCUUAACUAAGCUAUUGCACUUUAUUACCAGAGUUUCAAUAUUUGAAAUUGAGUUUUUGUCUUUUUUUUUUUUUUGUUUGUUUGGUUUUUUUUUUUUUUUUACACAAGGCAAAAAUGUGUGAAUAUAUCAUUACGUAUAUAUUAUGUGUAGAACCGUUUGUAUACAAACGUGUGUAUGUGUGUGUGCACGUGCGCAAGAGUGUGUGUGUGUGUGUGUGCAUUCAUAAAUUAGCCAGAUCGGAGUGUGAGAAUGCGCUCUCAAAAGACAAACACUGUCGUAUUAUUUUUUUUUUGUUUUGUUUUCAUAUGAAAGCUAUAAAAUCGAAAAACUUGAACAUUUGCACUUGUUUAAGAAAAAUGAAAAAGUUACAAAAAAAAAAAAGAAAAGAAAGUUACAUUAGGUUGAUAUUUUUUCGGAUUGUGUGUGAGCGAUUUGAAGAAAAGUCUGCACAAAGAACUUUAUUACCGAGAUGUAUAAAGGAAAUGCCAUGUUUUUAUUUUGUUCAAGAGAAAUUUUUGUAUUUCGACGAAGUGUGUGUGUGUGUGUGUGUGUGUGUGUGUGAGAGAGAGAGAGACGCGAGUGUGAGCAUGUGCUAGCCCAUUUUUCACUUGUAUAUAGGAGGUUCUUAAAGAGACAGAAAACAUAGGACUGGGUGGUGUGUGUGUGUGUGUGUGUGUGUGUGUGUGUGUCUGUGGUGCUGUAUUGACUUUUUUUUCCUCUGUUUUUUUGAGGAAGUUUGAGAGUAUUAGGCCUCGUUCCAAUCCUGUUUUUAACACACCCUUGUCGACUUCCCCGCGGUCGCCAUCUUAAGCGCUACAUCAGCUCGAGUGAGGGAUCGGCGUCGAGACUUCGUAGGAAAGAGACGCAUAAUCGUACAUCUAUACGCGACGGCUCUAUUUCAUUCCGCUAGCUAACGGUGACUUCCUCCAUGGCGUAAUUUUCUUUUGUAACAAAGAAACCGUAGACAACGUGGUGUAUACGUAACAUUUCAAAACUCUAACGCGUGGAUGGUCAGGUCAUGUUCAGGUUGGGAUUUAUUACUCCAGGUUCCUUUGUUAAUUAGAUAAUGAUAAAAAAACGCUAGCUCUUUAGCACACCGUUAUUGUCCUGUCGAGUGAGCGAGUGAGCGAGUGAGCGAGUGAGCGCUUCGAGUGAGUCGAUGAACAGUGUUGAAGCGUUAAUAGUGUAGCUCUUCUGUUCUCUUUAAAACACCACAAAACUGUGUAACAUUAUUUCUCCCUAUUUUGGAGGAGCACAUGUGAACUAAUUGCCUUUUGAGCAUGUGUGUGUAUGUGUGUGUGUGUGUGUGUGUGUGUGUGUGUGUGUGUGUGUGUGUGUGACAGAGAGAGAGAGAGAGAGUCAAUCUUACUUUUCAUUGCUGUUUAAGAAAAAAAAAAAAAAAAAGAAUGAUGGAUUUAUUUUUUUAUCGUUGCAUACAAAGUAUCUGAAACUUCUGUGAUCUGAUCUGAUUUGGAGCACUUUCAAGGCUGCUAAGUUAUUGUCAUAUAGAUUUUUUUUAUUCUUUUGAUUUGUGUUGUUUUUUUGUUUUGUUUUUUUUGCAACCUUGGGAAGUUUUAUUACAAAUGAAUGUAUUCCUAAAAUGUGUAACGGAGCGUCACAACGAGUCUGGCGUCUUCACUCACUUCAAAGUCUGACGGGCUUUCGACAAGAAAAACAGACAUUUUCAGAAGGAAAUGUCCUGCUGUUCUUCCAGAACUUUCUCCAGCAGUGAACCUCGGGCCAAUCAGAGCCAAGGACGGGCACCGUGUAGCAGUAGAAGACUUUUUUUGUUUUGUUUUGUUUUUUUUUUUGGAAAGGUGUUUUGUUUUUUUUGUUGUUGUUGUUUUUUCUUCUUCUUUUUGCCCUAAUCUUCAGUAAAGACAGAGACUUCUGAAGCCUGGAACUGAGGAUUAUUAUUAUUAUCGGUACUUGAUCUAGAGGAAAGGAAACAUAUUUCACUUUUUUCUUUUUCUCGUUCUGGAGUAUAUUUUUGCAAAAGAAGAAGAAAAAUAAGAAAAGAUAUGUAAGAAGCAGCAAUAAGGACAAGAACAUGUGUGAGGACAUGCAUUCUCCUGGAGAAGUGGAUUUGAGCCUCAUACUGCAUCCUGGAGGGAAAAAAAAAAAAAAAAAAAAAGGACCUUCAGUCUCAUGAAAUGGACUCAAGUCUCCUACAUCGUCCCUGAGAAGUGGACUCGUGAGGUGGAGUCUGGUGGACUCACAUCAUCUACAGCGUUCCAAGUCCUCAAGGAGUGGACUCGUACAGCGUCCACCAUCUUGGAGAAGUGGACUUCAUUCUGGAGAAGAACGCGAGGUGGACUCGAGAAACGGACUCGAGUCGUCUUUGUCAUAUGAAGGAAAAUUCAACGCUGUGGCUGAAAACAGAAGCAGAUGAGCUCCUGGAGAACAUUAGGGUGUGUUAAACCCUUGGAUUUGGAUGGAGAACUUGUAAAGAACAACACAGUGGAAGUUCCUUUACCUAGUGGACUAGAACUGCAGAGAGAGACUGCUGCAGGUCCUCGAGGAAGAGGAACGAGUGAAACCACCGAGUUUCAGCGUGAGGACAGUGUCCCUGUGAUCGGAGUCCGGUUUCUACCGGAAGGAAGACGUCACGAUCCGUCUGAGGCUUCGACACACUGAACUGAAUCCUCUCGCCUUCUCACACGCUGUACUUUCUCUAUUUUUAAGGCGUGUGCCGAUAAUCGGUUAGUCAAUAUAUCACGAUACUCAGUAUACGCAAGACAUUAGCGCUGUUCCAUUUAGCAAAGCCGAGACGCUAGUAAACUAACGUGACUGCGCGCUAGCAGCGCUGCUGUACGAAGAGGAAGCCGAGGCCGGUGUACGGCGAUCAGAACAGCUACAGGAUAGAAUUUUUGGCAAAAUUCAAAAUAUCGUAAUCAUACAUAGAAAAAUGGUGUAUCGGCACAUGCCAACUAUUUUCCUCCUUCCUCCCCACUUAUACUUUUCUUUUUUUACUUUAAAUUUCCUCCUCUUGGUCAUGUGAUCUAUAAGAGCGGAGCUUAAGUUAAACUAGAUCAUCAUGACUAUGACAUCACAAUAUUUUAUCUUGCUAACAAAAUUGGUGCCUGUUUUUAAUGAGGAAAUGCAGUUAACGCAACAUUAGCUAGCUUGCUUGAAAACAUGGUGAUUAUUUUUAAUUUCACACGAUACUAACGUUCUCAGAGUGCUACCUUCACGUAGCUAGCUACUCAAGCUGACAAAUGAUGUUAAAUACGAUAUCUUACGAGACGAUCGGAUCACCUUAAGCUCCGCCCUUUUUGUGUAUAUAAUGUAAAUUUUCUUUAUUUUUCCAAACAAUUUUCCUCUUGUUUUCGUUGCCAUGCCUUAAACUGUACAGUGGACAAUUUUAUCUCGACUUGCUAGCUCACGCGAGUGUGCAGCAACAAUCCGGACGCAGACACGCCCUCAGCUGUGGGACAUUUCCACUCGGCUCUGUAAAUACCGUUUCCAUGCUACGACAGUUUUAAGGUAUUAUCGAAGUUUGCGAGUCGUUUUAGCAGAAAAGGACGUUAGCCCCGCCCAUGCUCCAUCCCUCGCUCCACCAGCUACGGCAGACGAGCGGACACGGAGGGCGGGGCGAGUGGAGUUUUUGCUUUGAGAACAAAAAACUAUGUUAAACAGAAAAUAAAGUUUUUAAAGGUUGAAGCCGUUUCCUGCUUGGAUGAUUUUGGUUGCAUGUUUACAGACAUUAAAGUCUAAGAGAGACGUUGUGUA
This is a messenger RNA of Pangasianodon hypophthalmus (striped catfish), 7565 nucleotides long. RefSeq names its product GRB10 interacting GYF protein 1b (gene gigyf1b). Gene Ontology annotation, molecular function: protein binding. The record is from RefSeq and is a predicted model, not a curated record. The transcript has 25 exons. The coding region runs from base 649 to 3642 and encodes 997 amino acids. NCBI's taxonomy places the organism in Eukaryota, Metazoa, Chordata, Actinopteri, Siluriformes, Pangasiidae. Gene Ontology annotation, biological process: insulin-like growth factor receptor signaling pathway.